AUGAACCGCUGGGCGAGACUCUCCGUGCGUGCAGAGGAGGGAGAUGCUGGAUUCGGGAGAAGUCUGUACACGGGGGACGCGGAGAGGACCAGAGCCAAAGGACUGGACCAGAGCUGGACUCACAGCGGGAAAUGCUAUGCACCAGGCCUGAGUCCAGUGAACUCCACUCAAAUGGAAAGGCUCCCUUUGACAGUCUACACCUCUCCUAGAACCUGA
Messenger RNA from Knipowitschia caucasica, 216 nucleotides. Lineage: Eukaryota; Metazoa; Chordata; Actinopteri; Gobiiformes; Gobiidae. The record is from the annotation of a GenBank genome assembly.